Naumovozyma dairenensis CBS 421 is the source of this 1218-nucleotide messenger RNA. RefSeq names its product alpha-1,6-mannosyltransferase (gene MNN10). Gene Ontology annotation, molecular function: glycosyltransferase activity. Gene Ontology annotation, biological process: protein N-linked glycosylation. The coding region runs from base 1 to 1218 and encodes 405 amino acids. The record is from RefSeq and is a predicted model, not a curated record. The transcript has a single exon. NCBI's taxonomy places the organism in Eukaryota, Fungi, Ascomycota, Saccharomycetes, Saccharomycetales, Saccharomycetaceae. Gene Ontology annotation, cellular component: Golgi membrane.
AUGCCAUCGCCGCAUAACAAUCUUUAUGAUGGGGACGACGACGAUUAUAAAGAUGGUAAGUCGAAAAGAAGGCUUUCUAAAUGGCAAUAUUUCAUAAGGAACAAACUAACUCAAUUAGAACAACUAUGCAACUUUCACAAAAUACUACAAUAUAACGUUGGGCAGAACCCUAAGAAAACAUUGACGAUUUUUUCCCUUGUCAUUCUUAUCGUAUUCUUUUGUCUUAAAGGUACGUUGUUUGGAUCAGAUACUUCAACGUAUGCAUCAGGAAUAUUGAAAUCAUCCACUUCGAGCAUGGGGAAAACUUCUGCUAAUUUGAACAUUCAAGAUUAUUAUGAUGAGGAUAAAUUCUUCGAUUUACAAAUGAAAAAAUCCAAAUGGAAAUUUUGGCAAAAAGAUCCCAAGAUUGUUAUUAUACUUGCUGCCAAUGAAGGUGGUGGGGUCUUAAAAUGGAAGAAUGAGGAAGAAUGGGCUAUUGAAAAAUUAUCCAUUAAUGAUAAGAAAAAAUAUGCAAAGAGACAUGGGUAUGGAUUAACUAUUAAGGAUUUAACUAUUGCUAAAAGAUAUUCCCAUGAAUAUAGAGAAGGAUGGCAAAAAGUGGAUAUAUUGAGACAAACAAAGAGAGAGUUCCCAAAUGCUGAAUGGUUUUGGUGGUUGGACUUGGAUACUUUGAUUAUGGAACCUGAUAAAUCUUUAGAAGAUCAUAUUUUCAAUAGAUUAGAUUCUAUUGUGGAUAGGAGCCUGAAUGAGUUUAAUCCAUUGGGAUUGGAACAAGAUAUUCCAUAUUUAGAUACAUCUCAAGAUUUAGAAUUUUUGAUUACUCAAGAUUGUGGUGGGUUUAACUUAGGUUCAUUUUUCAUAAAGAACACAAAAUGGGCUGAUCUGCUGCUGGAUAUUUGGUGGGAUCCUGUUACUUAUGAACAAAAACAUAUGGUUUGGGAACAUAGAGAACAAGACGCUUUAGAAUCUCUUUAUGCUACACAAUCGUGGAUUCGUUCUAAAGUCGGAUUUUUACCAUUAAGAUCCAUUAAUGCAUUCCCACCAGGAGCAUGUUCUGAAUUUAAAGAUGAUCCAAGAUAUUUCUACAACCCAAAUGAUCAUGACUUCCUUGUAAAUAUGGCUGGUUGUAAUUUCGGUAGAGAUUGUUGGGGAGAAAUGAAAUAUUAUACCACUCUUUUAGAAAAGAUGCACUCUAAGUGGUACUCUAGAUUUUUCUGA